Messenger RNA from Strongyloides ratti, 3231 nucleotides. RefSeq names its product Atrial natriuretic peptide receptor 1. The record is from RefSeq and is a predicted model, not a curated record. Gene Ontology annotation, biological process: intracellular signal transduction; cGMP biosynthetic process; protein phosphorylation. Lineage: Eukaryota; Metazoa; Nematoda; Chromadorea; Rhabditida; Strongyloididae. Gene Ontology annotation, molecular function: guanylate cyclase activity; ATP binding; peptide receptor activity. The coding region runs from base 1 to 3231 and encodes 1076 amino acids. The transcript is spliced from 7 exons.
AUGUUAACUACAUUUAUUAUUCUAUUAAAUUUAAUAACUAUAAUAUUUUGUCAAAAUAAUACAACAUAUAAUCAUGAAAUAAGGAUUGCUUUGUUAUUACCAAAUGUUAAUCCUGAUAUAGUUAUAUGGCAAGGUUACCAAAAUUCAGCAGCUGCUGUUGUUCAAGCAUGGAAAUUGGCAAAAGAAAAUUAUACAAAUUUAGAAAAAAUAAAUUUAAGUUUUAAACUUAUAUUAAAUGAUUGUAAUGUUAGUGAUACUGUAGGUGAAUUACGAAAAGCAAUUGUUGAAAAUAAUAUUUCUGUUGUUAUUGGUCCACCAUGUAGUGAAACAUGUAUUCCAGCAAGUCUUAUUACCUCAUAUUACAAUUUACCAAUAUAUUUAUUUGGAACUUCAAUGUUUAAUGAUAUGUCUGAUGUUUCUAUUUUUCCAACAUUAAUGCAGUCAAUGCCAAGUUAUAUUGAUGCAGCUAAAGGACUUGGUGAAAUAUUAACAAAAUUUGAAUGGAAUCGAGUUUCAUUAGUUUAUAUGAAUUCUAUAUCAAAAUUAAGUAGGUGUGCAGCAUUUGCAUAUCAAGUAGAUUAUCAAUUUUCUAACUAUUAUUCAAAUGUGGCUAUUGUUUAUAAACGUAUAUUGACAUCAUUUGAACCUAAAGAUUUAAGAAUUACUGCAAAAAGUAUAAAUCAAGUUACUAGAAUUAAUAUAAUUUGUAUUGAUGAAAUAGAUAAAUUAAGAAGUUUAAUGUUAGCAUUUUUUGAUAGUGGUAUGAAUAAUACAGAAUAUGUCUUUAUAAAUGUUGAUCCUGAUAUGGAUUUUUAUAUUAAUGAAGAAGGUAAAAAUGCAAUGAAAGAUUAUAACUUAACGGCAGAUGGAAGAGAUAAAGAUGCUUUUUCAAUGUAUUCAUUAAUGUAUCAUUAUCAAUUUUCAGUUACAAAUGGUAUACCAGGAAAAUAUGAUGAUUUAAAAGUAAAUAUGAAAAAAUAUAUGAAAGAAUGGCCUUUUUAUUGUUUUGAUGAAUGUGAUAAAUAUAAUGUUUCUAGUGUCUAUGCACCAUAUCUUUUUGAUACUGCAUACAUUUAUUUUACAGCUAUUAGUAAAGGUUUAAAUCUAUAUAAUGAUACAUUAAGUUUUAAUGAAAUUAUUAAAAAUGGAAGUUUAAUAUCACAAUUAUCUGUUGGUAAUUAUAUAGGUGCUACAGGAUCUUUUCAAAUUGAUACUAAUUUGGUUCGAAAUUCAGUUUUAUCAUUAAGUAGUUAUUCUGAAAAUGGUGAAAACAUAACAUCUUGGAUUUCAAUAGAAGUAUUUAAUUAUAAAACUGUUAAGAUGGAUUUACUUUAUACGGAUGAAAAAAGUACAAUAUGGUUAAAAAGAAAUGGUGAAAAACCUUUAUCUAUACCAAAAUGUGGAUAUUUAAAUGAAAAUUGUCAAAAAUCAUUUAUUGAAAGUUAUCCUUUAUAUUUUGGUAUUAUUAUUUUUGUAUCAGUAUUAAUUAUAAUUGCUACAAUUUUAAUAAUUAGUUUUAUGUAUUAUUUAAAAAGAAAAGAAGAAGAAAAACAAAAUGAGGUGUGGAAAGUAAGAUUUGGUUCACUUAUAAAAUAUUCAGAUUUUAAAGGUGCUUCAUCUAUAAUGAUGUCAAGAAGAUCUGUUAAUUCAAAUUUGAGUAAUCAAGAUAAAAAUUCAUUUUUUGAUAAAAAUGAUGGUAGACAUCAAUUAUUUGUUUUAAAUAAUAAUCCAGUAAUGGGAAGAGUUCAUAAUUGUUAUUAUGUUCUUAAUAAAAAAGAGAUGGCAUAUAUAAGGCAUGUUGUAAUGAUUGAUAAUGAAAAUAUUAAUAAAUUAAUUGGUUUUUGUAUAGAUGGACCUGCUUUAUUAUCAUUAUGGAGAUAUUGUAGUAGAGGUUGUUUAAUUGAUAUCUUAACUAAUGAUAAUUUAAACAUAAAUAUUGAUGGAUUUUUUAUUUAUUCAUUGAUAAAAGAUGUUAUUGAAGGAUUAUAUGCUAUGCAUCAUUCAAUAAUAGAAGUUCAUGGAAAUUUAUCAUCAAAAAAUUGUCUUGUUGAUGAGAGAUGGCAAGUAAAAUUAUCUGAUUAUGGUUUACCAUUUUUAAGAAUUUAUGAACAACCAAAAAGUGCUAGUGAACAACUUUGGACAGCUCCAGAAUUAUUAAGAGAUAAUGAGAUGAAACCAAAUCAAGCAACUGAUAUUUAUUCACUUUCAAUUGUUAUGGCAGAUUUAGUAAAUAAAAAUUUAUCAUUUGAAAAUUCAGAUUCUAAUAAAGAAGCUGAUGAAAUUAUUUACAUGUUAAAAAAUAGAAGUUCAGACAUGACAAGACCCACAUUGAAACCAGCUGUUGAAGGUAUUAAUAUAAAUCUUUUACAUCUUAUAAAAGAUAUGUGGUCAGAAGAUCCAAGCAGAAGACCAAAAAUUAAAACAGUAAAAAAGUUGGUAAAAGAUAUGAAUGAAGGAAAGAGUAAAAACUUAAUGGAUCAUAUGUAUAAUUUACUAGAAAAUUAUGCCACAUCUCUUGAAGAAGACAUACAAAGUAGAACAAAAGAAUUGGUGGAAGAGAAAAAAAAAGCUGAUAUAUUGUUAUCGAGAAUGUUACCAAAGGCCAUUGCAGAAAAACUAAAAGCAGGACAAAUAAUACCUCCAGAACAUUUUAAUUCAGUAACAGUUUUUUUUUCUGAUGUUGUCUCUUUUACAACAUUAGCCAGUAAAUGUUCGGCUCUCCAAGUUGUUAAUUUAAUGAAUGGACUUUAUACAAUAUUUGAUUCAACUAUUAAUGAACAUGAUGUUUAUAAAGUUGAAACUAUUGGUGAUGGAUAUUUAUGUGUUUCAGGUUUACCAGAAAGAAAUGGAAAUAGACAUAUUAAAGAAAUUGCUAAUUUAAGUUUAGAAUUAAUUAAAAAAAUACCAGAGUUUAAAAUUGAUCAUUUACCUAAUGAAAGAAUUCGUAUACGUAUUGGAAUGAAUUCAGGAUCAUGUGUUGCUGGAGUUGUUGGAUUAACUAUGCCAAGAUAUUGUCUUUUUGGUGAUACUGUAAAUACAGCCAGUAGAAUGGAAAGUAAUGGUAAACCAAAUCAUAUACAUAUGUCAUGUGAAGCACAUGAACUUUUAAAUAAAUAUGGUGGCUUUGUUACAAAACCACGUGGUGAAGUUCUUAUAAAAGGAAAAGGUGUUAUGGAAACAUUUUGGUUACUUGGAAGACAGGGUGAACAAUUAUUAGAUGUUGAUGAAUAA